Uncinocarpus reesii 1704 is the source of this 402-nucleotide messenger RNA. Its product is annotated as histone H2A. Lineage: Eukaryota; Fungi; Ascomycota; Eurotiomycetes; Onygenales; Onygenaceae. Gene Ontology annotation, cellular component: nucleosome. Gene Ontology annotation, molecular function: protein heterodimerization activity; structural constituent of chromatin; DNA binding. The record is from RefSeq and is a predicted model, not a curated record. The transcript is spliced from 4 exons. The coding region runs from base 1 to 402 and encodes 133 amino acids.
AUGACUGGUGGUAAAUCCGGCGGUAAAGCCAGUGGCUCCAAGAGCUCCCAAUCCCGCUCGUCCAAAGCUGGUCUUGCAUUUCCUGUUGGCCGUGUUCAUCGUCUUCUUCGAAAAGGCAACUAUGCGCAACGCGUCGGUGCCGGUGCGCCUGUAUAUCUCGCCGCCGUUUUGGAAUAUCUUGCAGCCGAAAUUCUUGAGCUCGCCGGAAACGCAGCAAGAGAUAAUAAGAAAACGCGUAUCAUCCCCCGUCACUUGCAACUCGCCAUUCGCAAUGACGAAGAACUGAACAAGCUUCUGGGCCAUGUUACCAUCGCUCAAGGUGGCGUCAUGCCUCACAUUCAUCAAAAUCUUCUCCCUAAGAAAACACCAAAAGCCGGUAAAAACCCAAGCCAAGAUCUUUAA